Mauremys reevesii (Reeves's turtle) is the source of this 3924-nucleotide messenger RNA. It is a transcript of the gene UNC5D, whose product is annotated as unc-5 netrin receptor D. Gene Ontology annotation, cellular component: membrane. The record is from RefSeq and is a predicted model, not a curated record. Lineage: Eukaryota; Metazoa; Chordata; Testudines; Geoemydidae. The coding region runs from base 322 to 3177 and encodes 951 amino acids. Gene Ontology annotation, molecular function: protein binding; netrin receptor activity. Gene Ontology annotation, biological process: netrin-activated signaling pathway. The transcript has 17 exons.
GGCCUAAUUGGCUGUCGGCGGAGGGGGGCUCAUUAGGGAUGCUGGCUCGCAGCUGCUCCGGUUAGUCUGGAGCCGGGCGCCUGGCAGCAGCGAGGUGCGGAAAGAGAGCGGCGAGAGGCAGGAGCUGGGGGCGCCCGGCACCCACUGCCCCCCCCUCAAUCCCCGGCGCCUCAAAGCCCCUCCCAGGACAGCGCUCAGUAAUAAAAGGGAGGCGAGUCCCAGGCUGGCACUCGAGCCCUGAGAGCCUGACGGGAAAUUAUCCCCCUUGGCGGGGGAAGGAAAGCAGGAGUGAAGAAGAGGAAAAGGAGGUGUGGAGAGAGCAUGGGGAUACGGGCUGCAGGAGGAGGGGGGCCCGCACGCCUGAGGAGGCGGCUGCUCUUGCUGCUGGGGCUCUGCAGCUGGGCUGCUGCCCUCAGAGGAAAUGACAACAGUGAAGCCCUUCCUGAGUCUAUCCCAUCCGCUCCUGGAACAUUGCCUCAUUUUAUGCAGGAACCAGAUGAUGCUUACAUCAUUAAAAGCAACCCCAUUGCCUUGCGAUGCAAAGCCAUGCCCGCUAUGCAGAUUUUCUUCAAGUGUAAUGGUGAAUGGGUCCACCAAAAUGAGCAUGUCUCUGAGGAAAGCAUGGAUGAAAGUACAGGCUUGAAGGUUCGAGAGGUGUUCAUCAACGUGACAAGGCAGCAAGUGGAGGAUUUUCAUGGGCCAGAAGAUUACUGGUGUCAGUGUGUUGCGUGGAGCCAUUUAGGGACCUCAAAAAGCAGGAAGGCAUCAGUCCGCAUAGCCUAUUUGCGGAAAAACUUUGAACAAGACCCACAAGGAAAGGAGGUUCCUAUUGAAGGAAUGAUUGUUCUGCACUGUCGGCCACCAGAGGGAGUACCUGCAGCUGAGGUGGAAUGGCUUAAGAAUGAGGAGCCCAUCGAUUCCAACCAGGAUGAGAACAUCGACACAAGGGCAGAUCACAACCUGAUCAUCCGCCAGGCCCGUCUGUCUGAUUCUGGGAACUACACUUGCAUGGCUGCCAACAUAGUGGCCAAGAGAAAGAGCAUGUCUGCAACAGUCGUGGUGUAUGUGAAUGGAGGCUGGUCGUCAUGGACUGAGUGGUCUAACUGCAAUGUGCGGUGUGGCCGAGGCUGGCAGAAGCGAUCCCGGACCUGUACCAACCCUGCUCCGCUCAACGGGGGUGCAUUUUGUGAGGGAAUGUCAGUGCAGAAAAUUACCUGCACUUCACUUUGCCCUGUGGACGGUAGUUGGGAGGUGUGGAGCGAAUGGUCAGUCUGCAGCCCGGAAUGUGAGCAUCUGAGAAUUCGGGAAUGUACAGCUCCACCUCCAAGAAACGGAGGAAAAUUCUGUGAGGGCUUUAGUCAAGAAUCUGAGAAUUGCACUGAAGGGCUUUGCAUUCAAGAUAAAAAACCUCUUCAUGAAAUAAAACCCCAAAAUAUCGAGAACGCCAGUGACAUUGCCUUGUACUCAGGCCUGGGUGCUGCAGUCAUUGCUGUAGCUGUGCUGGUAGUCGGCAUUACACUCUAUAGACGGAGCCAGAGCGAGUACGGCGUGGAUGUGAUUGAUUCAUCUGCGCUGACAGGAGGCUUCCAGACAUUUAAUUUUAAAACAGUCCGGCAAGGUAACUCCCUGCUUCUGAACUCAUCCAUGCAGCCUGACUUGACAGUGAGCAGAACGUACAGCGGACCCAUCUGCCUGCAGGACCCUAUGGACAAGGAGCUCAUGACAGAAUCUUCGCUCUUUAAUCCCUUGUCAGACAUCAAGGUCAAAGUUCAGAGUUCAUUCAUGGUUUCCCUGGGGGUGACGGAGCGGGCCGAGUAUCACGGAAAGGCACAUUCUGGAACAUUUCCCCAUGGGAACAACAGAGGCUUCACGACAAUACAUGCCAGGAACAAAACUACAUACAUUCAGAAUCUGUCAUCUCUUUCAACAAGAAGUGAGCUGAGAACGACUGGCAUUUUUGGCCACCUGGGUGGCCGAUUAGUGAUGCCAAACACAGGAGUCAGUUUGCUGAUACCACAUGGAGCUAUCCCUGAAGAGAGCUCAUGGGAAAUCUACCUUACCAUCAGUCAAGGGGAGUCCAGUCUACAGCCAGAAGGCACAGAAGUUCUUCUUGGUCCUGAAGUCACAUGUGGCCCUCCAGAUGUGACUGUCACCACUCCUUUUGCCUUGACUAUACCGCAUUGCGCAGAAGUAAAUUCUGAACAUUGGAAUAUUCACUUGAAAAGAAGAACACAACAAGGGAAAUGGGAGGAAGUGAUGUCCAUGGAAGAGGAAACUACUUCCUGCUACUGCCUAUUGGAUCCUUACGCCUGUCACAUUCUCUUAGACAGCUUUGGAACUUACGCUCUCGCUGGGGAGCCCAUCUCUGACUGUGCAGUUAAACAGCUGAAAGUGGCAGUGUUUGGCUGCAUGUCUUGCAAUUCGCUGGAUUACAAUCUGAGAGUGUACUGUAUGGACAACACCCCUUGUGCAUUUCAGGAAGUAGUUUCAGGUGAAAGACACCAAGGAGGACAGUUGCUGGAGGAACCUAAGUUGCUGCAUUUCAAAGGGAAUACCUUUAGUCUUCAGAUCUCUGUUCUUGAUAUCCCUCCUUUCCUCUGGAGAAUUAAACCAUUUACUGCAUGUCAGGAAGUUCCUUUCUCUCGUGUGUGGUGCAGUAACCAGCAGCCACUGCACUGUGCCUUUUCACUGGAGCGUUACACUCCCGCAACCACACAACUGUCCUGCAAGAUCUGUGUUCGGCAAGUCAAGGGCCAUGAGCAGAUCCUACAGAUCCAGACAUCUAUUCUAGAGAAUGAGAGAGAAAUCAUCACAUUGUUUGCACGUGAGGACAGCAACUUCCCUGCACAAACUGGUCCAAAAGCCUUCAAAAUCCCAUACUCCAUUAGACAGAGAAUAUGUGCGACAUUUGACACACCCAAUGCUAAAGGCAAAGACUGGCAGAUGUUAGCACAGAAAAACAGCAUCAACAGGAAUCUCUCUUACUUUGCUACACAAAGCAGCCCAUCUGCUGUCAUUUUGGACCUGUGGGAAGCCCAACAUCAGCAUGAUGGUGACCUUGACUCUCUAGCCUGUGCCCUGGAAGAGAUAGGACGGACACAUUCUAAAAUCUCAAAUAUUACAGAAACUCAGAUCGAGGAGACCGACUUCAGCUACAGCAGGCAAAAUGGACUUUAGUCAUCUCUUUUCCAUUCAAGAACUGAUGGCCAGCUUUGACUUUGACAUUAGCGAAUUUCUACAAGCAGGGAGGAAAUAAGUGUUUUAUGCACAUUGCAUACAGGGAAUCAGACCUUCAUUUUUACCACCUGUUUUUUAUUUGGAGGAGCAGAAGAAACCCCAGAGUAAAUCACCACAGUAACAAGGAAAAUGCAAUCAUCUCUGUGACUCCACAAUCCUCCCAGAAUUAAAACUCAUGUGAGAGUAAUGAAAAUAGUCUACUUUUCUAUGAUUCCCAGGGGGUGAGAGGGUGGGGAAGCUAUAGAUGAUAACAGUAGAUGUUGUGACACUGUAUUAAACAAACAGUAAUGCAACCCAGAGAAAAAUAAAGAAGGCAGUGAUGAUGCUCUAUGAUCAAGAAGUUAUUGAACAUUUAGAGCCAUUAGACUCUCUGGGUUUCAAGAUUUGACCACAUGGCUUCAUUCUCCAUUGCCUUGCACUUUGUCAAUUUACAAUUAAGAAGGUACAAAAUAUGACCAUGAUGAUUUGGUAGCACUGUGCAUUCACUUUAUACUGGCGUAAGUGAACUCCAUAUAUUGCAGGGCUACAGAAAAUCAGACCCAGGGUAUUCAGCCAUCCAGGGAAUUAGAACCUGUACUGUUUCAUUUAUAUAGCCAAUCGCUUCAAAAUUUGAUCAUGUAAUUAACAUACACAUUUGCUGCAGAAUUUUCCUGGCCCUUCUAAUAGCAAAAAGUCCCCCAAACUCUU